ACAAAAACCCCAAACCAGCAUUUUUCUUACUGUCAAACCCUUUAACAAAGAAAACACUGCAGACCAAGACACCACACAGGACAGGGGCUGGAAGGAUUUGUCCCACGAUCCAUCACGGAGAUAAAAACGUUCAUUUCUUACCCAGCCCUCCACUCACAGCCCAGCAGCUUUCAUCAGCCCCAGCCCAUGUGUGUUUGUAGCUGGGUUCCAUCCCAGCCGCUCUCAGGAGAUACCAACCAGCACAACGAAACCUGAUUAACAUCACAGCCUUGGAGUGCAUUGAGUUCCUCACUCACUCAGUACAAGAACCUCUGUGUGCUCAUCUUCUCAGCUUGGAGGACCAGUGUUUGCCAAGACCAAGCUGUACAGUUUCCUCUACGCCUGCACUGAUUUGGGUUUCAUGCAGACUGGAAAUAUGGCUGAUGCACAACACGUGUGUCUGAAACCAGCACAACACCACAGAAUUAGUGGUAAACCACCAGAAAGAACCACUCCAACACAGAUAUUUGCGUAGCCAGCAGUCCACAUUAACAUGAUGAACAACCUGACUUCUCAAUCAAAAUUAACACUGCGUAACACUCAUCCACACAAACUACCUUGUGUGUGAUAAUGCAGGAUGUACUGUUUGAUAACGUUAUCUAUCAGUGGACCACACACUCCAUCCCAUGCCCAAACACCCUACAGAACAUUUAUGUUCUGCCACUCUGAGGUUUGGAGCCCAACAGCAGUAGAUGGCAGGUGUCGAAUCAAAGUGCUUUUCGGCUGUUCUGCAUCACCAACAGCCUUUAAAACUUGACAGUUUGUAACGCAGUGAACAAACCCUACCAGAUGUGCGCUUUACCCGCAGAACCGAGACCACGUGGUGAAACAACCCAACGCCUCCACGUGCGGACAGCAGCCUGCGAACUUCGCCGCCCUCAGCACGGCGCUGCUCUGCCCCACCUCACGGGACGCGGAUUUUUUGUGCUGCCCUCCGUGCGGAUCAGCAUUGCGACAGACACAGCGUGCACCAACAGAAGGUGCCUGCACAGCUGAUGGAGACGCUUACCAGAAAACAAGCUCAAAUCAAAGGAAAGCGCACAGCUGAGCUGAGGAGAGCGGCACGGAGAUGCGACCACAAACAGAGCGGUUAAAGAAACCCUAAGAUGAGCAGAGAAGGGAGAGAAGCAGCCGAGCGGGCACGGACACGAGACCAGAGCCCCUCUGCUGUUGGCGCUCCAUGCCACGUUCCUGAGAAAAAUCACUCCUGCACAGCUAGCGGUUAAACACCCAUAAAUGAGCUCGGAACGACAAACCGCCAUCAGAACGGGAGCACGGACCGACGGACCGCCCCGCACACGCAGCAGCUCCAGCCCACGUGGCGGCACCGCCACGCCCCCAAGAUGGCGCCCUCCUCCCGCGCCACGCCCACAAGGCUCCCAAAGCGCCUGCGCGGUGCCACAUCCUCUCAACCAAUGGCGGAGCGACCGCGAUCCGGGCAGCCAAUCGGCGCGGGGCGAGGGCGGGACUACGACAUGGCGGCCGGGCGGGACGUGAGCGGCGGGCUGGAGCCCGUGGCCGUGACGCUGUGGCCGCCCGGGGAAAGUCCGGCGCCGUUCCAGUACAGCCCGGACUGCGUGCCUGGGGCGGACGGCGCCAUCGACCCCACCGAGGUGACCUUCCAGGGCUGCCCGUGCCGCGCCCGCUCCUGCAGCGCCCGCUCCUGCCCGUGCGUGUGGCUCGGACGGCGCGGCCGCGUCCUGCGUUGCGCCGCGCCGCUCUUGGAGUGCAACGCCAUGUGCCGCUGCGGGGACGGCUGUCGGAACAGGGUCGUGCAGAGGGGCCUGCGGGUCCGGCUCCAGGUGUUCAAGACGGCUAAGAAAGGCUGGGGCGUCCGCGCUCUGGAGCCUAUAGCCGAGGGGAGCUUUGUCUGCGAGUACGCCGGGGAAGUUUUGGGCUUCGCUGAGGCACGCAGGAGGAGCCGCGCCCAGACGGCCCGGGAUCCCAACUACAUCAUAGCCGUGCGGGAGCACCUCCACGACGGGCGGCUGAUGGAGACCUUCGUUGACCCCACGUACGUCGGGAACGUGGGCCGGUUCCUCAAUCACUCCUGUGAACCCAACUUAGUGAUGGUGCCCGUCCGAGUUGACUCCAUGGUGCCCAGGCUGGCGCUUUUCGCUGCCGCCGAUAUUUCUGCUGGAGAGGAGCUUUGCUACGAUUAUUCUGGGAGGUUCCGUAACUUACCGCCAACUGAGGGGGAACAAAAAGCUGCAGAAGAAGGCAACGUGCUGAGGAAGCCGUGCUUCUGUGGGUCCCAAACCUGUGCUGCCUUCCUGCCCUGGGACGGCUCCCUGUUCCCCGCUGCAGACACACAAUUGCAGAGCUCCCAGUGGCUCCCUGGCCAUACAUAACGAUGCCCUUUUCUCCAGCAGUUAAAGUGCACGUAGAUCAAACUCUGCAGACAGCAAAGAAGCAUGCGAGGCUUCGAGUUACAGCUGAAAACAUGAGAUUUUGAGACCACCUUUGUGCAGCAUCCCAGAGGCUGUUUGCAAGGCGGUUGAUAAGAAGGAGCACCAGAGCUUCAGGGUGUUCCAGUCUCAAUUGCUGAUCCAGGAUUGGUGCUUUCUUCUUGUUUUCAGCUGACAGCUUACCCUGUGUUAAUAAAUUAUGUCUUUAAUUUGUACUAAAGCUUUCAGAAAGAAUGAGCACUAACGCAGGUAUGGAGAAGGGAGUUGUGGUAACAGCAGCAGACAGCUCUGGGAAUCACACAGAGGAGUGAGAGAGACAAAGGAAUGCUGGAAUUUGCAAUAAGAGGCAUUAGGUGUCUUAAAUCUUGUUGUAAGAAAUAAAUCUUUAAAACGAGUUGCUACAAUUCUCUUGUUCCACCAACCACAAUUCCUACAGAUGUUAAAAACCUGCCCCAAAUGACUAACUUAAAUGCUUCCCACCUGCUUUUCCUCUUCCAGUCACAUGAAACAGCUUGACAAAAUUCCUCAUUAAGGGACUGGUUCCAUUUUGUUAUUGUUUAGCUUCUGUGCAGAGUGCACAGAAGGCUCAUGGAUGUGGUUUAGAUAGAUGGGAUGAUUGCACUUCUUUCUCGAGGCUCAUCUGCUGUGAUUUCUGCAAUAAUAGCAAGCAUUGCUUCUGCGUUACUUCCUAGCACUGUAAUUUUGUGCUUAAAAAGUAAAUUCAGAGCACAGUCCAAAGCAGCAUGGCACUGCUGUUCUGGCUUCUGAGAUGGAUUAAAGUUGGAAAGUGAAGCACAUCUGAAAACAACAGACUGAGAAGUUAGAAGCUUUUGUUUUGUUUUCUCUGUUUCUACGGGAGGCAAACAGAACAAGGCAGCGCCUACCUCCUGCAGCAACGAAAUAAUUAUUGCAUCUUCUUUUUGUUAUCCUUGUACAGAGAUGCACACACGUGCUGCUGUGCACGGCCUCCCUGCGGCGCUGCAGGAGAGCAGCUGGGCAGCGUUCUGUAGCUGCACUUCUGUCACUGCAGAGGGCUCCCACAGGAACGCAGCUGCUGUGAAAGGUACCAUUCCCACACAGCGUGGGCAGCAGCUUGAUUUCCUCUGGGCUGAUUCUACAGAAGUGUGUGGUUCUGUGACUCAAUGCACGCUUCACUAGGAACCAGAACACAGCUUAGACUGCAAGAUUUCUCGUCAUGUUUAGGGGCUUAUCUACUUUUCUUCUCCCCAAGGGCAUCGUGGCAGCCACCCAGACAGGAGAUGUGGGAGUAGAUGAUCCAAUCUGCUUCCUCUUUUCCUCCUGGAAAAAGUUUCAAGAUAGGGUUUGUCUCCUAUAUUCCUGUUCCUGAAGAUUAGAUGGGUUUUCAAGAUGACAGCACUGUGUGUUAGCUUCCUGUUAUGAAUAUAUACUUGGCUUGAUGUUGAGUAGUUAAGGAAGUGUAAAUUCAAAACCCAGAACAGAGAAGCACAUUAACAAUACCUGCUCCUUGCACCAGCAGCCUUAAAUCAGAGCUCACUGCCGUCUGCCCCUGCAGUCCUACCCGCCCAGCCCCCACCCAUGCUGCUGUUUCUAACAAGUGAGCUGAGCACAUUACUUAGCCAAAACAAACUUCCACCCACAGAGCAACAAGGAACUGCUGGGCUGUUAGAAACAACCACACUAAAGGCCCAGCAAGAACGUGAAAUAAUUUGCUGCUGUUAAACCAUAAGGCAUCAUAGCACACCUUUUUGUAAACAGCAGGGCUAUUAGCAUUGGACUAAAGGCUGUGGACUGAAAUCCUAAACAUGCCCUAGCAAGGAACUGAAAAAAAAAUUGAUAUGAAGUUGUUUUUAAACAGCAAAGUGAACUUUCCACUAUGCAGAACUGUAUACAGUUUUGGUUUUGUUUGUUUUACUCCAAGGCAUUUUUCCAGAAUAAAAACCAAAAGCAACUCCGCAGAA
Phasianus colchicus (ring-necked pheasant) is the source of this 4387-nucleotide messenger RNA. Its product is annotated as histone-lysine N-methyltransferase SETMAR. Gene Ontology annotation, cellular component: nucleus. NCBI's taxonomy places the organism in Eukaryota, Metazoa, Chordata, Aves, Galliformes, Phasianidae. Gene Ontology annotation, molecular function: histone methyltransferase activity; protein binding; zinc ion binding. The record is from RefSeq and is a predicted model, not a curated record.